Messenger RNA from Trichomonas vaginalis G3, 516 nucleotides. RefSeq names its product nitroreductase family protein. The coding region runs from base 1 to 516 and encodes 171 amino acids. Gene Ontology annotation, molecular function: oxidoreductase activity. The record is from RefSeq and is a predicted model, not a curated record. The transcript has a single exon. NCBI's taxonomy places the organism in Eukaryota, Parabasalia, Trichomonadida, Trichomonadidae.
AUGUUUGACGCAAUCAAAGAAAGACGUGCUGUUAGAUCUUACAUUACAGAAGAGAAAAUCCCAAAGGAUGUUCUUGAAAAUAUUAUUAAAGCAGCUCAAAAUGCUCCAACAGGAUGCGAUUUCCAAUCAUAUGAUUUCAUAGUUGAUACUAACAGAGAACAUCUUACUAAGAUUGCACACGCAGUCUAUAACUCAUUCCCAGGCAUCGAUAAGUUCCUUAAGAAUCCAGAUAUCUUCUAUGGUGCUCCAUGCGUUAUUUUCAUUGUACCUGCACGUCCAUUCCGUGAAGACUGCUGCGUAUAUGAUAUGGGCAUUAUCGGUCAGUCCAUUUGCUUAGAAGCUAAAGUUCAAGGUUAUGCUUCAGUUCAAAUUGGAUUCGUCCAUGGAACUAAACCAGAAGUCCUUAAACCAUUCCUUGAUUUGCCACGCGAUUUGAGCCCAUUAGCUGUUGCAAUUGGAAAGCCUUCACCUGAUUUCACACCAGCACCAAAGGAAAUCACAUCCAAGAUUCACUGA